Pteronotus mesoamericanus is the source of this 1315-nucleotide messenger RNA. RefSeq names its product EF-hand calcium binding domain 2 (gene EFCAB2). Bases 194 to 688 code for a protein of 164 amino acids. Gene Ontology annotation, molecular function: calcium ion binding. Gene Ontology annotation, cellular component: sperm principal piece. NCBI's taxonomy places the organism in Eukaryota, Metazoa, Chordata, Mammalia, Chiroptera, Mormoopidae. The record is from RefSeq and is a predicted model, not a curated record. The transcript has 7 exons.
AAUGGGGGAAGGGUGCACGCUCGGAGGCUCCCCGCGACCCCCCCUCCUCCCCGCCCUAGGGUCCUCUCCCCUCGGGAUUCCGAGUCGUGGGCCCCGGAGGGCCCGAUUGUCCCCGCGCGGGGGAUAAGGGGGGCAAGGACGCGGCGACCUAUGUUAGGGACGGACGUCUCCAGGGCGACGGGCUCCGCACAAGAUGGCGGACGAUAAAGAAAAGGAAGGCCCAGAACUGGUAAUAGCAGAACUUCACAAAAAAAUCAAAGACGCUUUUGAAGUGUUUGAUCAUGAGAUGAAUAAUACGGUGGAUGUGAGAGAGAUUGGAACUAUCAUCCGGUCAUUAGGAUGUUGUCCUAGUGAGGGAGAGCUUCACGAGCUGAUUGCAGAGGUAGAGGAAGAAGAACCCACUGGAUAUAUUAGAUAUGAAAAGUUUCUUCCAGUGAUGACCAGCAUACUGCUGGAAAGAAGAUACAGACCAAUUCCAGAAGAUACCCUUCUUCGAGCUUUUGAGGUAUUAGAUCCAGCUAAACGCGGGUUUCUUUCUAAGGAAGAACUGAUCAAGUAUAUGACUGAAGAAGGUGAGCCUUUUUCUCAGGAGGAGAUGGAGGAGAUGUUGUCUGCUGCCAUUGAUCCAGAAUCGAAUUCCAUUCAUUACAAGGACUACAUAACAAUGAUGGUGAUAGAUGAAAAUUAAACACCCCAAAGACUUAAUUUCUAAUUGAAAGGAUCAUUCUGAAAAUUGCUUGUCCUUGUUAAUUUCUCAUUUUAUCUACCAUUCCUACAUAUGCUAAUUAAUGCCUCAUGACAACUAUUUCAAGAUACUUUGUUUUUUAAAAGAUGAUCAUAAGAAUUUAAAACAAGUUUAUUUGAUAUGUUUUGCCUUGUGGAAUGACAAAUUACUAAUUAUUUUAAAACUAUUCUUAAAACAUUUUAACAUGUCCAUAGAUUUUUGUUAAAUUUCUAUAAUAAAACCUAGGUUACCUUCAAAUUAAUUAAGCUGACAAAAUGAAAAAUGACUAGAAUAAGCCUAGGUUUGGCAUAUAGAGAUCUUGGGAGGUAGCAGAAUGACCACAGAUUGAAAAGGAAUAGCAGUGUGAUGAAAGCUUCUUUUUAAAACAACAUUAGCCCUGGGCGGGUAGCUCAGUUGCUUAGAGCGUCAUCCCAAUAUGCCAAGGUUGAGGGUUCCAUACCUGGUCAGGACACAUACAAGAAGCAACCAAUGAAUGCAUAAACUGGUGGAACUACAGAUUGAUGUUCUUGCUCUCCCUUACUCUCUCUAAAAUCAAUAAAUAAACAUUUUAAAAACUUAUUUAAGAAAUAA